Molecule: messenger RNA, 1761 nt
Organism: Leptinotarsa decemlineata (Colorado potato beetle)
Lineage: Eukaryota; Metazoa; Arthropoda; Insecta; Coleoptera; Chrysomelidae
Gene: bdg
Product: sodium-dependent transporter bedraggled
Biological process (GO): nitrogen compound transport; amino acid import across plasma membrane; sodium ion transmembrane transport
Cellular component (GO): plasma membrane
Molecular function (GO): amino acid:sodium symporter activity; L-amino acid transmembrane transporter activity
Source: RefSeq, a predicted model, not a curated record
GUCCUCAGACUAGCUACCGAGUUGGUUCCAGCGACCCUGGCAGUGAUGGGAGCCGACCAGGUCUCGCCGUUUUGGGCCGUUCUCUUCUACUUCAUUCUGAUCAUGUUCGGAAUAGCUCAGCAGCUCGCUAUUUGGCAUUGCGUCAUCACCGGGAUCAUGGCUGUCAAGGCCAAGGUUUUGAAAUCGUGGGAGACGACCAUCACGUUUUUCAGUUGCGCCUGCGGCUUCAUCCUCGGACUUCCAAUGGCGACGGAGAUGGGAAUCUACGUCGUGUACUUUUUUGAUUACACCAUUGGAGGAAUAUGGUGGCUGGUGAUAGUCAUCCUUUUGCAAAUAUUGGCUGUAUUCAUGGUACGAGGAAGACCUUACAGUGGAGAUACUGUGGUAACAGCGCUUUUUUAUCAAAAUAACCAUCCAUGCUUUUUGUCAUGGGCGCCAGCAUUGCUUUCAUUCACUUGGAACGUUAUUCUGCCUGUAGCACUGAUGGUCCUAUGCAUCGCAACAUUCAAAAAUGGUAGCUUCAAGGAUAUGUUCAUAUGGCAUCAUGCUCCUCAUGCAUCAUACUGGCCUUUAUGGGCAAGGCAGUUCAGCUCGAUUCUGCAGCUGUUUCCUAUCUUGUGUAUACCGCUUGUGGCGGUUAUACAAAGCUACAGGUAUUUGAACAACGGACCUAGCGAUAUUUUAGAUGAAUACGAGGAUCCAUCAAUACAUAGGAUCCAGUUGCUCUACAGACCGCCAAUCGGGGAGCAUAUGGAUGAGCUAGCAGUCCAGGAAGCGGCCGAAGCCAUUCGUGCCGAAACUAACACCGCCAACGCCGCUACAGAAGACCCCCCUCCCAAGUACACCCCCCCGCCAUCAUACACGACAGCUACGGGAGCCCGCCUCGCCAAGUUCCUGCGGCAAAGCAUACGAAGAAGCGUCAGAAGAAUCGCCAACGUUUUGGGGGAGGGCAGCAGCAGGCAUCGGGGGAUUAUCCCCAGCAGCAGCCCCUCUAGCGUUCCACCUCCCCCCGACUACAAUGCUGUUUUGGUUGAGAUGAACAGUAGACCCACUUCGGAUGAGCUGUCUAUGACAGUCGUGGAUGGAUCAUCUGCUAGGCUGUCGACCUUGGAGCGGCUGAGAAAUCUCCAGACCACUUCUACGGCAUUGACAGCAGCUGAAGUUGCUUCCAUUUUGAGGAGCAGUUUCAGGAGAAGCACAGUGACGUCGCGAAAUAACACCAGAAUGCCCAAUUUCAACGAGAACAUGGCGUCACUGAGUGCGCAGAAUCUAAUCGAGUCUGCUGCGCCGAUCGGCCAGAUGUCGCUAGUGUUGGACGAUUUGCCGAGGAAUGAUGGCGAGAUCAAAUAUGAUAACCAUACUGUGAUAUAGAAUAAGGGUUGGAGUGGUCUAACGAAGGUACAAAUUUGUUAACGCGGAUCUCUCUGCUUCGGGGUUCAAUUCCCGAGGCGGGUAAUAGAAACGAAUUUUUGCUUUCCAUCGACUGUGUAGUGAAUCUUAGUCAAACUGUCCUUUACUGUGUAAAGAAGAGAAUCGAGUGUAAUAUUUUUUGUAACAAUUUAUUUAUACAUGUAACGUUAGUUUUUGUACAUAAUUGAUUACUAUAUUUUCGUGAAUGAACCAACGACUAAAUCAAAAUCAUCACUAACUUUUGAUAUUUCGUACGUUUUUCAUUUUAUCUUAACUUUUGUAGUAAGAACUGAUAUUCAUUCGUUUUUCGCUUUAUGUAAUGCGUUUUUCCUCAAUAAAAAUGCUACAGAA